AGGUGAUUCAUGCUUUGGGCAGUUUAAGGGCAAGUAUAAAAGUGCACAGCAGCAGAUCUUGUAUAAUCAUUUCUCUUGUUUCUCUUGUGAAGUAGAUUAGUCACUCCUGAGCAAUGGUGCACUCUCUAAGCCCAUGCACUGAUGGCAGUGCUUCUCCAUGUGGGGUGGCUGUGCCACAGCCCGUUGCUGAUAGCUGCAAUGAGCCCUGUGUCCGUCAGUGUCCUGACUCCAGGGUCGUGAUCUACCCUCCGCCGGUGGUUGUAACCUUCCCUGGACCCAUCCUCAGCACCUUCCCUCAGCAGAGUGUCGUGGGAUCUGCAGGAACCCCUGAAGUUGGAAGUGGAUUUAGUGCUGCCCGUACUCCUGGGACCUCCGUUGUUUAUGGUGGUGCCAGAUGGGGACGGGGAUACCCAAUUGGAAACUGUAGACCAUGCUAAACCUGCUGUUGCUGAAACAAGAAUACCCAGGACAUGUCAAACAGGAUGUAGAUAACAUGGCUGAGCUCCAGGGCACAGCAUUUAGGAAGGGUUGAGCCAUUUGGAGCUGCCAUUAAAUACAUCUGUAGAUGCUCAGAUCUUCUGAAAUAUCCAUUUACAUCCUUCUUGGAUUACUUCUGCUGUUCUUCUAAUGCUUUCCUGUUUUUCUAAGUAAGUGCUCUGUUCUUGAUGCUGUGGGACUAUAUUGCUAAUUCCUUGGGGGCUAAUUCCUUGUGGCAACAUAAAGGGAACUGGUAUGACAUUCAUUUUAGGUCCCUUUUUUUCUGUGGCAACUGAUGCAUAAAAGAGAGUCAUGAAGUCAACUAGCCUCUGUUUCUGUGCUGUAUGUGUCUUGCUCUGAUCAUGGCUGAGUAUCAACCCAGAGCUGCAAUAGGGGAGCACCACCAGUUAUUACAUGAAUCAUCUUGCAUCAAACCACAGGUUGCAGGCAAUUUGUAAUCUGUACUAUAUAAUCCUACCUCUGUAUGAUCUGCUUCUUUCAUUAAACAUGACAUUGCAACAUGUUACUGGCCUUGA
Molecule: messenger RNA, 1013 nt
Organism: Pezoporus flaviventris
Lineage: Eukaryota; Metazoa; Chordata; Aves; Psittaciformes; Psittacidae
Product: feather keratin B-4-like
Exons: 2
Coding region: 114-437 (107 amino acids)
Cellular component (GO): intermediate filament
Molecular function (GO): structural constituent of cytoskeleton
Source: RefSeq, a predicted model, not a curated record